Molecule: messenger RNA, 3426 nt
Organism: Planococcus citri (citrus mealybug)
Lineage: Eukaryota; Metazoa; Arthropoda; Insecta; Hemiptera; Pseudococcidae
Gene: Vps11
Product: vacuolar protein sorting 11
Exons: 20
Coding region: 147-3230 (1027 amino acids)
Biological process (GO): intracellular protein transport; vesicle-mediated transport; vacuole organization
Cellular component (GO): endosome; HOPS complex
Molecular function (GO): protein binding; protein-macromolecule adaptor activity
Source: RefSeq, a predicted model, not a curated record
CUUAUCAGUAAAUUUUUUGAAUGAUCAAAUUUUUGUCAAAAAAAUUGAGUUGGUGAACUCGAAAGAAAUUUUUAAAUCAGUUUUUCGAAUGAUUUAAAAAACAAGUACUUCGUUUCCCCUACGACAGUUCACUUGAUCAGUAGGCAAUGUCGUUUCUCGAAUGGAGACGUUUCAACUUCUUCGACCUGAAGAGGAAAGUCGACAAUGGAAACAUCGAACGAGUUCUCGGAAACACCAGCAUCACCGCUAUUAGCGCAGGACACGGUACGCUGACAAUUUGCGAUAGCGAAGGGGUAAUUCAUCUGGUGAAUCGUAGUUUCCAAGUGACAACAUUCCAAGGGUAUUUGAUCGGUGUUUAUCUGGCUGCUCAACCGAAAUCUGUGCCUAUUUUAGUUACCAUAGGGGAAGAUGAAGAAGGAAAUGAACCUUUAAUAAAGGUAUGGGAUUUAGAAAAACAAGAUCGUCAAGGAAAUCCGGUAUGUUUGAAGAAUCUUAGAGGUUCUUCGAUUAGCAAGCAAGUCAAAGCUUCUGCAUUAUGUGUUUCGGAUUCGGCUCACGUUAUGGCUGUCGGAUUCACGAAUGGCGCUAUUAUUUUAUUUCGAGGUAACUUGAUAAGAGACAGAGCUGUAAAGCAGAGAUUGAUCAGAAAUGGAAACGAUCGUAUUACCGGAUUAGCUUUCAAAAGUGUUGGUAAAUACUCUCAUCUAUUCGUCUCCACCGAAGAAUCGGUUCUUCAGUACAAUAUUACGAUUAAGGAUCGAGAGGAAGAGGUGCUACUGGAUAAUUGUGGAUGUUCGUUGAAAUGUUCAGUUUUAGCUGAUUCUACCAUAGAUUGCCCUUUUAUGGUGGCUCGAAAUGAUGCAAUAUACUGUUAUUCGGUGGACGGUAGAGGGCCUUGUUAUGCCGUAGAUGGUAUCAAAGUAUGCUUACAGUGGUUUCGAAAUUAUUUAAUUAUCGUUGCUCAGGAUAAUACAGAUGCUAAUCAAUCCCCAGUUACCGUUUCUUCUACCAACAGCAACGAAAAUGGAAUCUCAGAGAAAGGUCGAUACGCCAUUACCGUUCUAGAUAUUCAAAACAAAUUCAUCGUGUUCUCUUCGAUUCUGAAAGAAAUAGUGGCUGUGUUUUCGGAAUGGGGAUCAUUUUAUAUUCUUACCAAAGAUCAUAAUUUGCACCAUUUUCAAGAAAAAGAUCUACAAUCAAAAUUAGCUUUGUUGUUUAAGAAGAACCUUUACGAUGUUUCCAUUCGAAUCGCUAAAAAUCAGCAAUACGACACUGAUAGUCUAACUGAGAUAUUUCGUCAAUAUGGCGAUCACUUGUAUUCGAAAGGAGAUCAUAACGGAGCCAUGGAUCAAUAUAUCAAGACCAUUGGUAAACUUGAACCAUCUUACGUUAUACGUAAAUUUCUGGAUUCUCAGCAUAUCGAUAACUUGAUCAGAUAUUUAUCAGCUUUACAUAAGCAAGGACUUGCUACCGGAGAUCAUACCACUUUGUUGUUGAAUUGUUAUACCAAAUUGAACGAUAUCCAUAAAUUAAAGGAGUUCAUUCUUACCAAAGAUAGAGAUAUCGAUUUUGAUAUCAAUAUAGCGAUCUCUGUAUGUCGAAAGUCAUCUAGCGAGGAUGCUCUGAUUUUGGCAGAAAAGCACGGUUUGCAUUUAUGGUACAUUAAAAUACUGCUAGAAGAUCAACGUAAUUAUUCUGCUGCUUUGCAGUAUAUCGCCAAAUUGGAAUUCAUUGAGGCUUAUGAAAUGAUUAUGAAAUUCGGCGACACGUUGAUUCAACAUAUCCCUUCAGAUUUUACGUUAUUUCUGAAGAAAUUAUGCACUUGUUAUUAUCCUUCAGAUACUCUAUUGCUUGAUCAGGAUGACCAAGAGACUGCUCAUCAAGCAAAUCCGCAAGAUUUUAUUCAUUUAUUUCUAAACCAUUCUGAUAAAAUGGUUGAAUUUUUAGAAUAUCUCACGCAGUUUUCUUCCAAAUGGAGUAGUUCGGUGUAUAACACUCUGAUCGAGCACUAUCUCCAUUUAUGGUUCAGUUCAACGGAUAUCUCAGAGAAAUUACUCAACGAACAAAAAAUCAUGGCUACGUUGCAGUCUCCUGAGAUAAAUUACGAUAAAAAUCAAGCUCUGUUGUUGUGUACGAUACGUAACUUCAAAGCAGGGCUUUUAUUUUUAUUAGAAGAAAACAAACAGUAUAAAGAAAUCCUUCGAUAUCAAUUGAAUAGCGGAAAUUACCAAGAUGUGCUCAGCUGUUGUCGACGGUUCGGCUACCAAGAACCAUCGUUAUGGGUUACCGCGUUGAGAUCCGCCUCCAACGACUCAUUUUUCCCUUCUGAUAUACUUUGUGAAAUUCUCGCUGUGAUAGAAAAAGAACAUUUACUCGCACCAUUACAAGUAGUCGAAAUUGUAUCGAAAUCUAAGAGCUUGAGCGUCGGAGACGUUAAGAAUUAUUUCCUCAGUGUGUUGAAAACUGAGUCCAAAGUCAUCGAUGAAGAAGACUCACUCAUCAAAAAGUACCAAGUGGAGACUCAAAAUAUGAGAGAGCAUAUUGAAAAGAUCAAGAAUAGUUCGAUUUUGUUUCAAGGAGCUUUUUGUAGUAUGUGCAAGAGUCGUCUGGAGUUACCAUCUGUGCAUUUUCUUUGUCAACAUUCGUUCCAUCAACAUUGUUAUCAAACUUAUAUGGAUAGAGAAAACGAAUGCAUUGUGUGUUUACCAAAUAAUCAGAAAAUUCUCGGAGUUAUCAAGUCUCAAGAACAAGGUAGAGAUUUGCACGAAACAUUCCAUAGUCAACUGGAGAGAGCAGAGGAUCCUUUUUCGUUGAUUGCCGAUUAUAUCGGACGUAAUAUUUUCAGUAAAGUUACUGUUGAUCCUGAACUCACUAGACAGCUUCAAAAACCUUUCAAAGCUAUGCUCAGAUCAAAACCAGAACAACCCUCAAUUUCAAGAGCUCCCAGAGAUACUGCUGAAGAGAAUAAAAAUACAAAUGAAUUCAAGACUAAUAAAGAAGAUAAAUCAAAAAUGUCAACUUUGGAAGCAAAUAUUUCUCCUCUAAGAGAAUCCCCUGUCCAUAUGUACGCUGGUGAUAGUCUGAUGGGUGCUGUGGAGAAUAAAUCUACUCAACCUGCUACAAGUACGAAUCCUUUCGACGAAUAUGACGAAGAAAAGAAUCCAUUUUUCGGCGACGAAGAAGAGCAAGACGACGAUGGAUACGAUAAACGGUUGAAUCCGUUCGCUUGAUUCGUUCUUUCGUAGAAUUCUUACAUCAUUUAUCCAUUAUUUAUUAUGUAAUUUGUUAUUUAUUCGUCAUUCGUAUGAAUUUAUUAUUUUUAUACCGAUUAUUUUCCUAUUAAUUUUCGUUCCAUAACGAAGAAAAAGUCACAAUUGAUAGAAUAUUUUAUUGAAAAAUGAAAAAUAUAUUAUUUUUUUACGCAAA